CUCGAACGCGGCCAGUUCUGUCUAUUGUGUUUAUGUUGAGCUCUGCACAGUUUUCUUGUGAAUGGACGCAGCGUCACGGUUAAAGUUUGUUACCUCUCCUGACGCCAUGGACUGGAAAACCUCUUAGAUAGCGAUCACCUGUGCUCACAUGCAAACAUGAACAAAGGCUGGCUGGAGCUCGAGAGCGACCCGGGGCUGUUCACUCUGCUGGUGGAAGAUUUUGGUGUGAAAGGUUUCCAGGUAGAGGAAAUCUAUGAUCUUCAGAGCAAAUGUCCAAGUCCUGUGUAUGGGUUCAUCUUCCUGUUCAAGUGGAUCGAGGAACGUCGAUCCAGGAGGAAAGUCAACACUUUGGUGGAUGAGACCUCUGUCAUCGAUGAGGAAAUUGUAAAUGAUAUGUUCUUUGCUCAUCAGCUUAUACCGAAUUCAUGUGCCACCCACGCCUUGUUGAGUGUGCUCCUGAACUGCUGUGGUGUCGAGCUUGGCACCACUCUGAGUCGCAUGAAGGCUUUCACAAAAGGCUUUAGUCCAGAGAGUAAAGGUUACGCAAUAGGAAAUGCCCCAGAGCUUGCCAGAGCACACAACAGCCAUGCCAGACCGGAGCCCAGGCACCUGCCUGAGAAACAGAAUGGAAUCAGUGCAGUGCGAACAAUGGAAGCGUUCCAUUUUGUGAGCUAUGUGCCCAUCAAAGACCGUCUCUUUGAGCUCGAUGGACUCAAGGCUUACCCCAUUGACCAUGGGCCUUGGGGAGAGGAGGAGGAAUGGACUGAUAAAGCUCGGCGAGUUAUCAUGGAGAGGAUUGGACUGGCCACUGCUGGUGAGCCAUACCAUGAUAUCCGCUUCAACCUGAUGGCGGUGGUGCCUGACCGCAGAGUUAAGUACGAGUCCAAACUGGAGAUUCUGAAGAGAAAUCGACAGACUGUUCUCGAGGGUCUACAGAAGAUGAUCAGGCUCACCCAGCCGGAGCUGGUUCAUGACAAGAAGCAGCAGGACUCCCCUUCACCUGAUGACACCAAAGUGAUCAAGAAAGAGACAGAUGUGGAGCCAAUUACAUCUAAGGGGGCAGCUCCAGGAAACACUAAGGUCAUGGGCAAACCAACAGUCCCCUCUGGAGGAGGUACUCAGCAGGUCACCAGUCCCAACCAGACUGUUCAACGUCUGCCUGCUUUCCUGGACAACCACAACUACGCCAAGCUUCCGAUGCAGGAGGAGGAGGAUCUCGCUGCUGUAGUUGGUCGCUCUCGGAUAUUGGGGCCUCCCAAACCAUCAUACUCCGAUGAUGAAGACUAUGAGGAUGAAGAGGAAGAAGUAACUGGUUCUACAAGCACUUCGAACAGGUUUAGGCGGAAAGCAAGUCUGCGUUCACGACCAGGACGGGCUGUGACUGGAAUGGAAAGCCAGAUUGCUUUGACUGUCUUGGCUGAGAAACUGAAGAAAGAGGCCCAGAAGAAAGAGGCCCUAAAUACACCUCUCUCCGUACGCACAGAGGGCCGCACGGGGGGCAUUUGUAUCACAUCUGCUUCACAGCCCUCCCCCACGCCCAGCAACGAAAGCACCGACACAGCCUCCGAGAUCGGCAGUGCCUUCAACUCCCCACUGCGCUCGCCUGCACGCUCGCAGGCUGCGACACGGCCGUCCAGUCCGGUUGCAUCCCAUCUGUCCCGUGUGCUGUUUGGGGAAGAUGAAAGUCUCAGGCUGGACUCUAGACAUAACCGUGCUGUGAGAGAACUGGGUCCCUCUGUCAGCGUAGCCAUGUUACACCUUCAGGAGGAUGGAAACAUCUAUGCUCUGCCUCCAUCUGUAGAUUGUGCUGCUGAGGGUACAAAGCAACCUGAGAAGAUAAAGGAGGAAGAGCAAGCAGGAGUGGUAGCAGGAGAGAAGGAGGGAGAGAAGCAGGGACCAUCUGUAAAGGUGAAAGAAGAGGAGAGCAAAGAUGGAGCAGAGGUGAAACCCAGCAAGGAAAAACUCCCUGCUACGGAUACUGCUGCAGGCAGCAAGCCCGCCGGGGAGAAGUAUUCACCAAAAGAGCUGCUUGCACUGCUUAAGUGUGUAGAAGCCGAUAUCUCAAAUUAUGAGGUGUAUCUAAAGGAAGAAGUGGAAAAGAGAAAGAAAUACAAAAUAGACGAUCAGAGGAGGACACACAACUAUGAUGAGUUUAUCUGCACCUUUAUUUCAAUGCUGGCCCAAGAAGGAAUGUUGGCGAGUCUUGUCGAGCAAAACAUUUCUGUGCGCCGUCGCCAGGGAGUAAGUAUCGGCCGCUUGCACAAACAGAGGAAGCCGGAUCGCAGGAAACGCUCUCGACCUUACAAAGCCAAACGCCAGUAAUCACAAACAAUCAUAACGCCUGUAAGUUACCGAGAAAAAUAAGCUGCUGCUCUCCUGAAGUCCUCAUUCAGACGGAAUCCUGUUGCAUUUUACUCUCAGCCUCGUCUUGUUCAUGACAUCCACCAUGUAUUUGAUCAGUUCUUUUAUCCCAUGUGUAAAUAUGUACCUCCAUUUUAGACUCAUUGUAAAUUUUCUUCCCGUGCCAAUGCUAUCUACAGUUUGUAAAUAUGAAAAAAGGCAUGUCCCCAACAAUGCACCUGGUUGCUUUUUAUUGAAACUUCUUCCCUGGAGUCAUGUGGUCAAUACAAUACAGUGGAUUUAUCUUAAACACCUCUGUAAAUCACACACUUUGGUGACCAUAAGUCAGAAUCUCUUCAGCUGUGUCCAUCUCUGGUGAUUUCACGGUGCCAAUGAAGUAUUGAAUGUUUUGACGGAAAAGGUCACAUUUUAUUCAUCCACAGCAUUUCAGCCUCACUUUACUUCUUGUAAGUAAUUCACUGUAUAACAUGAAAGAAAGCAUAUUUUAAUCACAUUCUUCAUAGGUGCUUUUAAUAUCAAGAAGAAGUCACGAUGCAUCAGGUUUAGUUUGUUUUCCUUUUCAUUGGAAUGUCCAGUCCACUGAGAGUCUGUAUGUAUUUCUCUCGAGGUCCUGCGAAUGAAAAUCAAGCUCUUGUGUUAUUUUUCUACCUGAACUGGAUCUCAGAGUGAGUGAAUAUUAAAUUGGUUGUGUGCAGUUGUGUGUUUUGUACAUAUGUAUCUGUUAAUGGCUCACUUGUACAAUGAGUUCAGUCAUUCUUUGUGCUUGCCAAUUCAUAUUAUAAAUAAAGUAGGU
This is a messenger RNA of Limanda limanda (common dab), 3154 nucleotides long. It is a transcript of the gene bap1, whose product is annotated as BRCA1 associated protein-1 (ubiquitin carboxy-terminal hydrolase). The coding region runs from base 157 to 2322 and encodes 721 amino acids. Gene Ontology annotation, cellular component: cytoplasm. Gene Ontology annotation, biological process: protein deubiquitination; ubiquitin-dependent protein catabolic process. Lineage: Eukaryota; Metazoa; Chordata; Actinopteri; Pleuronectiformes; Pleuronectidae. Gene Ontology annotation, molecular function: cysteine-type deubiquitinase activity. The record is from RefSeq and is a predicted model, not a curated record. The transcript has 17 exons.